Molecule: messenger RNA, 2228 nt
Organism: Armigeres subalbatus
Lineage: Eukaryota; Metazoa; Arthropoda; Insecta; Diptera; Culicidae
Product: scoloptoxin SSD14-like
Exons: 14
Coding region: 383-2197 (604 amino acids)
Biological process (GO): glutathione catabolic process
Cellular component (GO): plasma membrane
Molecular function (GO): glutathione gamma-glutamate hydrolase
Source: RefSeq, a predicted model, not a curated record
UCACAAAAGUAUUCCAAUGAACGUAUACCAAAUAUUCCUCAUUUUCUUUAAUUCAAUUUAACAUCAAUGCAAAACGGUGACUUACCAUUAUUAGUAUGGGGCAUACAUCAAAAAGUGUGAAUACUGGAAUAUUUAUUAUAAUCAUUUAAACAUAGUGCACAAUUAGACAUUUUUAAGAUAUAUCAGUGACUUUUAAAAAGCGAUUGUUACUUUCGGAAAUACCUUAACUGUAUUUAGUGCUGCAAAUCAAUAGUGCCGGUAGAUUGCGAAAACAACACGAAUGCUUAUAUUCCGGCACAUCUAGGAUGCUAAUAGUUAUAGUGGACCUCAGUAGAGCAUUAAACUUGCUUAAACAUUUAGAAGCAAUCAAGCCUUAUAUUAUAUGGUAGUGAAAAUGAGGAUUGCAUUUAAAUCGUUUACUACAAAACGAUUGCAUGUGUUUUGGAUAGGCUCUCUGUUCGCUUUUGCAAUUAUGUAUUUCCAAAAACCACCGCAGAUCGUUCAAAAAGCUGAAUCGUCCCGCAAUCUCAUACCACCAAAUCCUCAACGAACGGACACUAAAGUAAUUCCAUCGUACACACCGUUACAUAUUUUCAAACAAGCUGCAGUAUGUUCAGAUUCUGAAAUAUGUAGUGGAAUAGGCAGAGACAUUCUUCAAAGAAACGGAUCAAUAGUGGACGCCGCACUUGCAGCUAUGUUUUGUGCAGGACUUUCAAACAUGCAAUCCAUGGGCAUUGGAGGAGGAUUCAUUAUGAACAUAUACAUAAAAGAAGACAACAAAGCAUACACAUUGGAUGCAAGGGAAAUAACUGCUCUGGCAGCAACGGAAAAUAUGCAUUUGCACGAUCCCUCUACUACCAAUGAAGGUCCACUCUCCAUCGCUACACCAGGGGAACUGAAAGGCUAUUGGGAAGCACAUAAACGAUUUGGAAAGCUGCCAUGGAGGGAAAUCAUGGAACCAACAUUAAAUAUAUGCAGAAAUGGGUUUCAAAUGUCCAAACAUAUGUUCGACUCUUUACACGCGAAUCCAAAAAUUAUGGAGGAUGAUGAAUUACGAAAAAUGUAUGUUGACGAACUGACAGGAGACUUUCGAAAGCCGGGAAAUGUGAUCAAACCUGGUCAGCUCUGCAAAACCUUAGAGUACAUAUCGGAAAAUGGCGGCAAUUCGUUAUAUGAAGGAGAACUUUUAGAACAGUUUGCUGAAGAUCUGAAAGACAUGGGCAGUAUUAUCACGAAGGAGGAUCUGGAAAAAUAUGAAGUUCGAUGGAACGAGUCUAUUGCUAUUGACAUCAAUGGUGAUACAAUGUACGUGGUUCCACCACCAGCGAGUGGCAUUUUACUCAGUUUUAUUAUGAAUAUUUUGAAAAAUUUCCAUUUCCAACCAGAGCAUCUCUCUAAUAUUAAUUCAACAAUCCUAACAUAUCAUCGAAUCAUUGAGGCAUUCAAGCAUGCAUAUGGCAGACGCACUCAAAUUGGAGAUCCAAAAUUUCUUGACAUCGAAGAUCUUGUUCAAAAAAUGACUUCACCAGAGUAUGGUGAAAAAAUCAGACAAUGCAUAGACGAUUACAGUACAAGGCAAAAUCCACACUACUAUGGAGGUGACUUUUACAUAAAGGAUAGCCAUGGUACGGCUCAUAUAUCGUUGAUAGGUCCAAAUGGAGAUGCUGUUUCUGUUACGAGCUCGAUAAAUUUUUAUUUUGGAGCGGCUCUAUCCGGGAGAAGAACUGGCAUAAUUGUGAAUAGCGGAAUGGACGAUUUUUCGUCACCAGGGUUAAAAAAUUAUUUUGGGCUUCCUGGUUCUAAACGAAACUAUAUUCAACCACAAAAACGAGCACUGUCAUCUAUGUCUCCUACUAUCCUGGUUGGAACUGAUGGAGACGUUAAGCUUAUAGUGGGUGCAGCAGGCGGCACAAAAAUUACAACAGCAGUAGCUAUGACAAUUAUCAAAUACAUUUGGUUUGGUUGCGAUAUCAAACAAGCUGUGGAUUCUCCGCGGAUACACCAUCAAUUAAUUCCGAUGGCACUGCAAUAUGAAUUUGGUAACUUGGAGGGCGUUUUAUUAGGACUUGAAGCGAAAGGCCAUAAGACCGUGCGGUAUCGAGAGCGAGGAUCCAUUGUUUGUGGUAUAGCACAAAAUAAAACGGGUAUUUAUGCUAAUGCCGAUUUUCGAAAAGGUGGAGAUGUUGUUGGUUAUUAACGAAAUUAAUAAAUUCAGUCAUUAUAUUUUA